Messenger RNA from Lagopus muta (rock ptarmigan), 3581 nucleotides. RefSeq names its product RAB39A, member RAS oncogene family (gene RAB39A). Gene Ontology annotation, biological process: Rab protein signal transduction. NCBI's taxonomy places the organism in Eukaryota, Metazoa, Chordata, Aves, Galliformes, Phasianidae. The record is from RefSeq and is a predicted model, not a curated record. Bases 62 to 811 code for a protein of 249 amino acids. Gene Ontology annotation, molecular function: GTPase activity; GTP binding. Gene Ontology annotation, cellular component: Golgi membrane. The transcript is spliced from 2 exons.
GGAACUCCCCCGGUCCUUCCGCCUGCCCCCGGCCGGGCCCCGCGCGCCCUCCGCCGCGCCCAUGCCGGGCGUUGGGGCGAUCGGAGCGCGGUGCAGGCACCGGCCGCGGAGGAGCCCCCGCGAGAAGCCCGAGGCCAAGCCGGGCGAGGCCGGGGCCGCCAUGGACGCGGCGAUUUGGAUCUACCAGUUCCGGCUGAUCGUGCUGGGCGACUCCACCGUGGGCAAGUCGUGCCUCCUGCACCGCUUCACCGAGGGCCGCUUCCCCGGGCCGCUGCACUCCGACCCCACCGUGGGGGUAGACUUCUUCUCUCGGCUGGUGGAGAUCGAGCCUGGCAAGAGGGUCAAGCUGCAGCUCUGGGAUACGGCGGGGCAGGAGCGCUUCAGAUCAAUAACACGAUCUUACUAUCGCAAUUCUGUCGGCGGCUUGCUGGUCUUCGACAUCACCAAUCGACGAUCUUUUGAACAUGUGAAGGACUGGCUGGAAGAAGCAAAAAUGCACGUGCAGCCCUUUCAGAUUGUAUUUCUGUUAGUUGGACAUAAAUGUGACUUAGUGUCACAGCGUGAGGUUACAAGAGAAGAAGCAGAAAAACUGUCAUCUGACUGUGGUAUGAAAUACAUAGAAACCUCAGCAAAAGAUGCCACAAAUGUCGAAGAGUCCUUUACAAUUCUGACACGAGACAUCUAUGAACUUGUAAAAAAAGGAGAAAUCACAAUACAAGAUGGAUGGGAAGGUGUUAAGAGUGGCUUUGUUCCAAAUGUUGUACAUUCAUCAGAGGAAGCUGUAAAGCCCAGAAGACAGUGCAUCUGCUGAAUUUGUAGCAUGCCAAAGAGCACAUCAGGUGUUCAGAAGAUGACGCCAACCUAAAGCCAGAAUAAUAAUUCUGAAACAAUAUUAGAUCAUGACAUAGCUGAAUCACAGAAUGGUAACUUGCUUUUGUAUCCUUCCAUCUAAUUCAUAACUUCAUAGAAUUUUAAUUUUUUUUUCUUUUAGAGAGUACAAUUACUGUGUGGUCUUCAGGAAAAGAAAUUAUAUAUUGCUAAAGGAAACAUUAAUCCUAUAGCGAGACACAUUGAAAGGGCAAUAAUCAUUAAGACAGCAUCCUCUCUUGGGCUCUGUAUUUUGAGUACAGUUUAAAAACAAGCCUUGCUAGGUGAGGAUGAGACGAGCUUUUUACUUUCAUUCAUUCUGCCUUAGUUUUGAACAGGAAAAUAUCACACCUUCUACUUUUUUAAUGCAAUUCUUUACUCAAGUGCAACAUUGCUUAUCAACAUUAAAGUUUAGUGCAUUGUAGAAUUUCAUAAGAACAAUAACUAAAUAAAGCAAGUUGAAAGAAUGUUCCAAUAGCAUGGAUAUGACUUUUGAUAUGACUAUGAAUACAAGCCUUACUAAAGAAAAAGAAUGUUUUAGAAAAGGUGAUUUAUUUGUAUAUCGAGAAGGGGAAUAGAAGCAAUGAAAUUUAACAAUGAAAUUUACUAUUGAAUAUUUUCUGAAUUUCCAAUGAAACUAAAUGUUUCAUUGUUCACAUGUGUCCAGCUGCUUUUUGAGUCCUGUACAAAACAGGUUACCCAACUACUUGAGUUCCAUUUUGGAAGCCAAGUCCUCAGCUGGAUGAUGAUCACAGCCACACCGAUACCUAAAGAAUUAUGUUAAUUUACACAAGUACGUUCCAUAUUAGCUUUAAAAAAUAGAACUACUUCUAUCUAGAAGUAAAAAUAAAUGUUAAAGUGCUGCAACCUGUGGGGUUCCAGGGUCUGAAUUUUAGCAGAGUAAGGAUUAGUUUGGUCUCAGCCAGUAAAUGUAAAUAAAAGUUUUAAAGCCAAAAUUGUUAGAGCGUUUGAAGAGGAAAGGAUUUCUGAGUUAAUACUUGGCUACAAACAGAAAGCUGGAGAAGCACUAUUCUAAGAGAGCAACACACAGUAGCUUUUAAUAACAAUAAUAAUAGGAAAAAUCUGUGGUCGUGUAGCAUUUUGCUGAGCUUGAGGUCAUCUUCCUACUACUUCUCUGAAUAUAACUUACAGUAGCUUUACACAAACUAUGCCCUAUAUGUGUAGCACUUAAAUACCAAAUAAGUCUAUGUGUUUUUUUUAUCUCUAGUGCUAUAAUAAGAUGACUUGAUCUCCAGAGUUGAUAAGCACCCACAGUUUAUCUGGGCAUACUCAUAACCUCUGAACAUUAAGUCAGUUAUCUUCAUAUGAAGAUAUAUCAGGCUACAGUUCUCUGUUUUUGACACCAGAACAAGUUUAUCUAAUCUUAAUUUUUUCUUCAACAAACAUAGAAUCAGUUUUCCUUCAGAUUACUUUAAGUCUUUUAGCAAUCCUUUUGUAAACAGUAAUGCAAAUUGUUUGAUUCCAGUUAAUUUAUUCAUUUAGGGCCACUAAAGUUAUUGACUUCAAAAGGAACUGAAAGGUUAAUUUUUCAAUAGCCUGAGUCUUACUUGCACUGAGGCCCAGUUAUACUGUCAUAGAAGGGUACAGAGGCCUUAAUAUAAACAGGGAUCAGCCUUAAUUCAUGAGCAAUUAAAACAGUUAGCUAAUUCUAGUCACACCAUGCCACACAGCAAUUGCUGUGAGUCUGAUUCUCUAUUAAACUACACUUUUUAGUCAUUUACAGCAGUUCCAUUUUCGUUUGAGGGUGGUUCAGGCACUCUUUAAGUAAAUGUAAAUGACUACAGAUGCCAAAAGUGAGUGAAGAAUCAGGUUGUGUGCAUCUGAUACUGAUUACCCUAUUGUACCAGACCCAUGUUGUAUAUCUCAAAAGAUUUCUUGGCUGCUUAAGAAUACAGAACAGACCAGUGAAUAAAUCAGAGGCUUAGGAGUCAAUAGACUCAAAGCCUACUUCUGGGUCACUGUGUGUUUCUGAGCAAGGCGUUUGCAUUUUCUGUGCCUCAUCUGUAUCUCAAGAAUUGAGAUAAUCGUUCUUCCUGGCAUUCGCAAGGACCUUUGAGACCCAAUCUGACUGUGUGAUCUCUGGUCUGGGCUCUGUUCCGUGUGUGAUCUCUGUUGUAGAGUGUUUAGCAACAUGGGAUGUGGAUACUGCUUUUUUCUGCCGUACCAAAAAUAAUCAGAGGUGAAAACAGCUGUAUAACUACCAGGUAUUGCUGUUGUUACAAAUCUACAUUUCACAUUACUUUCAAGUUAAAAUCUUUACUUUAAACUUUUCUUCCUGAAUACUCUGAGCUUUUCAUUCAAUGUCAAAAAAUAUCUGCAUAUGUGGGGCUGGCAGGGAAAGAAUAGGGAGAAGGGGUGAGAGGAGAGGAAGCAUGCACAGAGAAAUAAACAGUCAUCAGAACAGAGCCUUAAUGAUCUCAGCUGUGAAUGUUGUACCUCUAGUAUCACAUUUAUUGCAGUGGGAGUGGAAUUUUAACCAGAUUCAACUGUGUAAGGUGCUGGCAUUGCCAGUGCAACGAGAAAAGAAAUUCACUGCUUUUAAAGUACUGUGCACAUAGUGGUCUUAUUUGUAAUUCCUAAAAAUGUAGAUUAACAUGUACAUUCAAAUGUUGUCUAUCUUGAUGAUGUAUUAAACCAAUACUGCACCUUCUCACUACACACUUGCACUUAAUGAAAAUGUCUGAUAAACAGGU